Molecule: messenger RNA, 939 nt
Organism: Candidula unifasciata
Lineage: Eukaryota; Metazoa; Mollusca; Gastropoda; Stylommatophora; Geomitridae
Source: the annotation of a GenBank genome assembly
AUGCCUGCAAGCCUGUCUGUUCGUUUAUCCAUCAAUCUGUCUAUCCAUCUUAAGUCCCUUAAUCUAUCAGUCCGUUCGUCGUCUGUCUGUCUUCCUAUUUAUCGUUGUAUUCCAACAGGACUCCGAUUCUUGAAGCCUCACGUCUCGGGUCAGCUGAUUAAAAAUAUUAUUGAAAUAUUUGACAAUUUCCACAUCAAUCACUUCCGGGGUCGCGAAGGCAUCGCCGUCCUGUCCGGAGAAGAAGAAGCAGCCUACUCCUGGGUGGCGGCCAAUUACCUUCUGGGAAAAUUUGCUCGAAACAGAACGGACUGGGAGACUGUGGGGUUGUUAGAGAUGGGCGGAGGCUCCACCCAGAUCGCAUUUGUUCCCAAACAACCAAUUUACAGUGGGGAAUUCCAGAUCAACAUAAACGGAAGGCCGUAUGACCUAUACGUGCACAGUUAUCUCCAGUUUGGCAUCAAUGCUGUUCAGGUUUGGGUGGCCAAGGUUCUCUCUCAGUUGUACCCCGACAGCCAUAUCCUUGGGAACCCAUGCAUGCUUAAAGGCGAUGUCAAGGAGAUAGAGGUAGAAAAUAAGCAGACACUUCUUCUGCAUGGAACCAGUGACCCAGAGGGAUGUAAGAGAAUUUUCAAGCAAAUUCUAGCUCCAGAGAAGGGACUUAAGUGUGAGCCAAAACCGUGCGCUGUUGGAAAUGUCUAUCAGCCGAGUGUUGACGACAUCAAAUUCUACGCCAUCCAAGGGUUCACACUUGCUCCCAAGGCAUUUAAUGUGUUAGGACCUGAUCAAAUCUUGGAUAUAGACCUUCUAGAACAAGAGGCGUUUAAAUAUUGCCGCAAAAACUUGUCUGAAGCAGUCCAGGCAGGCAUAGAUGAGAGUGUGGCCUCCACAACCUGCCUGAUGGGAAUAUACACUCCCAGCUCUGCUGACUUUCUCGUAUGA